Messenger RNA from Sipha flava (yellow sugarcane aphid), 1617 nucleotides. RefSeq lists its product as uncharacterized. The transcript is spliced from 9 exons. The record is from RefSeq and is a predicted model, not a curated record. Bases 362 to 1015 code for a protein of 217 amino acids. NCBI's taxonomy places the organism in Eukaryota, Metazoa, Arthropoda, Insecta, Hemiptera, Aphididae.
UUCAUACGCGUUGUUGAAUUUCAUAAUUUAGAUAUAUUAAAACUAAUUUACGAAAAGAGUGAUUCGUGAUUAUAUUAGAGGUUAAGAAAUUAAGAAUCCAUUUUACAAGAAUUCAAAAACAACGCCAUCAAAUAGCAAGAAUUAUAGAUUAAUCAUAUCCGAUGAGUUGUUGAUAUUCAUUAGAAUACAUGAUACAGUAAAUGAAUUGACUCAAUGGAGGCGCCUGGUAGUAAUACUACCUGGACAAUAUAAUAAAUCCAGCCACCAUUCAGUCGUAAACGACAGUCGGAUGACGAAUAUCUACAAAAAUUAGUUAGUCCCGUACGUGGGACAGAGGCCACACCCAUCAGUUUCAUGUACGAUGAACAAUAGAUUGUUGCAGAUGUUAAAUAAUAAAAUUAAGAAUCCAUUUUACAAGAAUUCAGAAACAACCCCAUCAAAUAGCAAGAAUAAUAGAUUAAUCAUAUCCGAUGAGUUAUUGAAAUUCAUUAGAACACAUCAUACAGUAAAUGAAUUGACUCAAUGGAGGCUCCUUUUAGUAAAACUACCUGGAAAAAUAAAUGAAUCCAACCAUCAUUCAGUCGUAAACGACAGUCGGAUGAUGAAUAUCUACAAAAAUCAGUUAGUCCCCUAUGUGGGACCGAGGCCACACGCAUCAGUCUUAUGUAGGAUGAACAAUAGAUUGUUGCAAAAUUUAAAUAAUGAAAUUAAGAAUCCAUUUUACCAGAAUUCAACAACAUCUUUAUCAAAUGGGAAUACAAAUCAAAUGAACAUUGGACCGACUAAAGACUCGGAAGAGAACUCCGUGUUCAAUCAAUCAUUGGUAUUCUCUGAGAAUUCGAGUAGCUCAUCACAAACGAUUUCAAUAUUAGGUACCCUAAAAGACAUUUUUGAGGAAAGGAUGAACUCAGGACAAUCGAUUUUAAUUAAGACUACGAUCAACUCUUACAAAACAAAUUCAUUUGAAUUGACUGAAACGUCUACCAUAUUAAAAGUAAAGCUCUGUAUGUUUUAAUGUUUGAUAUUUUAGCAACUUAAAUUUUAUAUUAUUUGUGUCCUUUGGUUUUUAAAUGAUUGUGUACAAUAUUGAAGUUUUUAUUUCAUAAUGAAUUUUGUGUAAUUAAGUCAUUGAUGAGCACUGUUACUUCAAUAAAUUUCGAGGCAUCAACAGAAGAAUUGAUAUCCAACAUUACGACUGUUGAUCAUUUAGAAUAUACAAUUAAAUUACUCUUUGAAAUGGUAGGUAUUUUAAAUGUUGUCAGAUCAACAUAUUACGGUUGACUUUUUGAAUUUAACUAAAAAAUAAAUACAUUUAUAUUUGUCAGGUGUUUUCCAAGCCUGAAUCGAUUGCCGUUUAUUUAUUUAUUUGUUCUAAAAUGCAAAAUAUUGCGAUAAGAUACGAUAGAAAAUCUAAGACUGCCUCCUUCAAAAGACAAUUAUUGAAUAAAUGCAACGAUCUAUUACACUCAGAAUCGUGUUACACAUUUUUUGCACAAUCGUGUUGCACCGAAUUUUGUUCAACUGUUAUGUACACGAAAACGCUUGAAUCAAUGCUUAAUGCAUACUGCUCGUGAAAUAAAUAUUUAAAUAAUCCAAGUUGAGGAAACAAAAUUGUGC